Molecule: messenger RNA, 843 nt
Organism: Hibiscus syriacus
Lineage: Eukaryota; Viridiplantae; Streptophyta; Magnoliopsida; Malvales; Malvaceae
Product: rust resistance kinase Lr10-like
Exons: 1
Coding region: 5-721 (238 amino acids)
Biological process (GO): protein phosphorylation
Molecular function (GO): ATP binding; protein kinase activity
Source: RefSeq, a predicted model, not a curated record
UCAAAUGGAUCUUUGGAUAAAAUCAUAUUUACGGAAGAAAAUAAGAACGCUCUGGGGCUGGAAAAAGAUGUUUGAGAUUGUGCUUGGUGUGGCUCGAGGAAUCGACUACUUGCAUCAAGGGUGUGACAUGCAAAUCUUGCAUUUUGAUAUCAAGCCACAUAAUAUUCUUCUAGAUGAGAACUUCAAUCCAAAAAUUUCAGAUUUCGGUCUUGCUAAACUGUAUUCAGUAGAUGAUAGCAUUGUGUCUCUCACUGCAGCAAGGGGAACAAUAGGAUACAUUGCUCCCGAAUUGGUAUACAAAAACAUCGGAGGCAUCUCAUACAAAGCCGAUGUUUAUAGUUUCGGGAUGUUACUAAUGGAAAUGGUGGGAAAGAGAAAGAAUGUGAAUGCAUUUGCCGAUCACACCAGUCAAAUCUAUUUUCCGUCUUGGAUUUAUGACCGAUUGGAUCGAGGAGAGGACAUGGAGCUUGGAGAUGCUUCUGAUGAUGAAAAAGUAAUGGUUAGGAAGAUGCUAAUAACAGCCUUUUGGUGCAUACAAUUACUUCCCGCUGAUCGUCCAUCGAUGAGUAAAGUCUUGAGGAUGCUUGAAAACGAGGAUGAGUUACUUGAAAUGCCUCCAAAGCCAUUUCAUCAACUUCCUCUUGACACAUCAUCGGAGGUACACGCUGGUGAGAGCCCUAAUGAUGAGCCAACUACAUCAAUGGAUUCUAUUACCAUAUAAGCAGCAGAUCAAAUGUGGUUUGAGAUCGGAAGCAUUUUAUUGCUUUGCACCUCUAUAUUAUUUUGCAUUUUAUAUGUACUUGUAUAAUGUUAUAUGUGGAGCAUAUGUACACAGAUAUAUAC